Messenger RNA from Brachypodium distachyon (stiff brome), 2423 nucleotides. RefSeq names its product heat shock 70 kDa protein, mitochondrial. Gene Ontology annotation, cellular component: mitochondrion; cytoplasm. The record is from RefSeq and is a predicted model, not a curated record. Gene Ontology annotation, biological process: protein refolding; cellular response to unfolded protein. The transcript has 5 exons. NCBI's taxonomy places the organism in Eukaryota, Viridiplantae, Streptophyta, Magnoliopsida, Poales, Poaceae. The coding region runs from base 142 to 2184 and encodes 680 amino acids. Gene Ontology annotation, molecular function: misfolded protein binding; ATP binding; ATP-dependent protein folding chaperone.
GCCGCACGCCGUGAGGGGUUUAAGAGCACACGCCGCCGCCCGCUAGGGUUUUUCGGAUCUCACCUCUUCCUCCUCUCCGCCUCCACACGCAGCAGAGCCGCCGCCGCCGCCGCCGCCUCCGCCGACCCUCUAGCGCCAGCCAUGGCCAUCGGAUCUCUCGUCGCGUCGAGGCUGGCCAGGUCCGGCCAUGCCCUCGCCACCGCCGCCAUCUCUCAGGCUCCCAGGUCCCGGCACACAACGUCUCCGCUGCUGUCCAGGCUCGGAGCUGUCGCUCGUGCUUUCAGCUCCAAGCCUGCAGCAGCAGAUGUCAUCGGGAUCGAUUUGGGCACGACAAACUCGUGUGUCUCCGUCAUGGAUGGAAAGACACCACGAGUGAUUGAGAAUGCUGAAGGUGCAAGGACAACGCCCUCAAUUGUUGCCAAGAACCAGAAUGGUGACCUCUUGAUCGGCAUCACUGCGAGUCGGCAAGCAGUAACAAAUGCCCAGAACACAGUUCGUGGGUCAAAGCGCCUGAUCGGUAGAACUUUUGAUGACCCACAAACUCAGAAGGAAAUGAAGAUGGUGCCUUACAAGAUUGUGAGGGGACCAAAUGGUGAUGCCUGGGUAGAGAUGGGUGGGCAGAAAUACUCCCCAAGUCAGAUUGGGGCAUUUGUUCUCACGAAGAUGAAGGAAACUGCAGAGUCUUUCCUUGGCAAGACGGUUUCUAAGGCUGUUAUCACAGUCCCAGCUUAUUUCAAUGAUGCCCAGCGCCAGGCUACCAAGGAUGCUGGUAGGAUUGCUGGAUUGGAGGUGAUGAGGAUUAUCAAUGAGCCCACUGCUGCAGCUCUGUCGUAUGGAAUGAACAACAAGGAGGGCCUGAUUGCUGUUUUUGACUUGGGUGGUGGUACAUUUGAUGUAUCAAUCCUUGAGAUAUCUAAUGGAGUUUUUGAGGUCAAGGCGACCAAUGGAGACACUUUUCUUGGUGGUGAGGACUUUGAUGCUGCGUUACUUGACUACCUGAUUAGCGAAUAUCAGAAGUCCGACAACAUUGAUCUGAGCAAGGAUAAGGCGGUGCUGCAAAGGCUCAGGGAAGCUGCUGAGAAGGCCAAGGUCGAGCUUUCCUCUACUACUCAGACUGAAAUCAACCUUCCCUUUAUCACUGCUGAUGCCUCUGGUGCGAAGCACUUCAACAUUACCUUGACAAGAUCAAAGUUUGAGUCUCUUGUGGGCAAUCUCAUUGAGAGAACUCGCAUCCCAUGUGUGAACUGCCUCAAGGAUGCUGGCAUCUCUGCCAAGGAGAUUGAUGAGGUUCUGCUGGUUGGCGGCAUGACAAGGGUCCCAAAGGUCCAGGAUAUUGUUUCUCAGAUAUUCAACAAGGCACCUAGCAAGGGUGUCAAUCCUGAUGAGGCUGUGGCCAUGGGAGCUGCCAUUCAGGGUGGCAUCUUGAGGGGUGAUGUGAAGGAACUCCUGUUGUUGGAUGUCACACCCCUAUCCCUCGGUAUUGAAACUCUUGGAGGCAUCUUCACAAGGCUAAUUAACCGGAACACUACAAUUCCAACCAAGAAAAGUCAGACAUUCUCCACUGCUGCAGAUAACCAGACGCAGGUUGGAAUCAAGGUGCUUCAGGGUGAGAGGGAGAUGGCUACAGAUAACAAGCUUCUUGGUGAAUUCCAGCUUGAAGGUAUCCCUCCAGCUCCAAGAGGCAUGCCACAGAUUGAGGUCACAUUCGACAUUGAUGCCAAUGGUAUUGUCAGGGUGUCUGCAAAGGAUAAGUCCACUGGCAAAGAGCAAGACAUCACUAUCAAAUCUUCAGGUGGUUUGUCUGAAAGAGAUAUUGAGAAUAUGGUUAAGGAGGCUGAGCUACAUUCUCAGAGGGAUCAAGAAAAGAAAUCAUUAAUUGAUCUCAAGAACUCUGCAGAUACCACGAUCUACAGCAUUGAGAAGAGUGUCAGUGAGUACAAAGACAAGGUUCCUUCUGAAAUAACCACGGAAGUUGAGUCCGCUGUUUCUGAUCUGAGAGCAGCAAUGGCCGGUGAUGAUCUGGACAAUAUCAAGCAGAAGCUGGAAGCUGCAAACAAGGCAGUUUCAAAGAUCGGGCAGCACAUGCAAGGUGGUGGUGGUGAUGCCGGCGGCAGCAGCGGUGGCAGUGGUGGAGACCAAACUCCGGAAGCUGAAUACCAGGAUCCCAAGGAAGCUAAGAUGUAGAUUCAAUCUGCGUCAGGCUCCUACUUUUUUUUUGUGUGUACCGAGUGUAGGAAGUUAGUAUCUUAUUUACCUCAGGCUGCUUAGAUCUCUAAGAGCGCUACGAUACCUGUAACAUUUCUUUUUGGCAAUUGUUUGAAUUGCGGAUAAAAUUGUGAGGGGGAAGAAACUCAUAACCUAUAUCAGCUAUAUUGCUUGUCUCAUCCUUCUGAUCCAUUUGCAAAUUGCAAGCUGUUGAUACA